AUCAGUGCAAGUAGUCAGUUCGAUCCAACCGUCGUGAAUUUUAAGUUAUUAAAAUCAUUUCAUGUACAAUUUAUUAUUAAUAAGUAUUCAGAAAAAUAAUGAUCAAAGGAAAUAGAUAUUGCAAUGAAUGAAACGUACGAUUCGGAUAAAACACCAAAAGUUGGAUUUGAAUUUCAAGAAGAAAUUCUCCUUCAUCUCGCUCUGAUGCUUCAGAAGUUAGACUGCAAGAACUUCUCACUGGGCUAUGAAGUUAAAACCUAUCCGAAAUUCGAUGACGUAGUCUGCAGAUUUCAAAUUAAUGAUGAAACUUACAUCCUGUUGAUCCAGGCGAAGCACUAUGAGAACAAGCUCAUCACACCAAAGAUUCUUUUGGGUAAAAACGAAGAUUUUUGUUUAUGGGCAUAUUUGAAGAGUGUUGCAGAAAUAAGGAAAAAUCAUAAAGGAAAUGAAAAGCUAAAGUUUAUCUUCUGGACAACGGCAAACAUUUCAAAGAAUGUCCCGAAAAUUUCUUUUAAAGAUUCAAUAAUUUCAAAAGUUUUAAAAGAAAUGAACGAUCAAGAUGCAGAAAUUAUAAGUUUAAACAAAAAGCUCUUUGAAAAUUUAGACGAAAAUGAAAAGUACAUCGAACUUAAAACAAAUUAUCAAAAUUUUAACGAAGAUUCUAAAUAUUUUUUUGAGAAUUUUAUUUACGUGUCAGAGUCACCAAAUUGUGAAGAUCUCAAGGAUUUGAAUGAUAUGUUAAUUAAAAAGGUUUUUAAAAUUAGAGAAGAAGCUUUUUACAGAUUGCUUCGUGACAACAUUUUAAAUUUUAUCAAAAUUGAUAAAGAAAAGAAACGCAAAUUCAUGACAAAAAGUGAUUUUAAAAAACUCAGUUCAAUUACCAUGCUAGAUGUUGAAUUGCCAAGAAUUUCAAAAGCAUUCCUCGAUGAAUUUCCAAAAGCAAUUUCCCAUGAUCGUAAUUUUAAGGAAGAAUCUUUAGAAAUUAUUCGCAAUAUCUUGGAAACAAAGAGUAAAAUAAUUCGAGAUGAAAGAUGUUUAAAAUUGAAUGCUUUAAAAGUUUUAUUUUCCAUUCAACAAAAUGAUUCGAAUACGUUAUUAAUUCAAAUCUCAAAAUUAAAUGAUUUCUUUCUUGAAACUCUUAAAUCUUGGGACAAUGUCCGCACUUUGGAGGAAGAUCAAUAA
This is a messenger RNA of Lutzomyia longipalpis, 1182 nucleotides long. RefSeq lists its product as uncharacterized. NCBI's taxonomy places the organism in Eukaryota, Metazoa, Arthropoda, Insecta, Diptera, Psychodidae. The transcript is spliced from 3 exons. Bases 124 to 1182 code for a protein of 352 amino acids. The record is from RefSeq and is a predicted model, not a curated record.